GGGAUGGCCAGGCUGCCUUGCACUUCCUAGGCCUGAGGCUGAGACCCUGAGCAGGGUCCAUUCCUGAGUCACAUGGCAGGAGGAUGCCAUACAUGGUUCUAGGGGUGCAGGAGCCCCAAGAAAGGCAGAUAGUUGAGGAUGCCUGUCCACAUGUGAGGAGCUAGAUACCAGGGCAGGGAGUGUAUGAGAAGUUCCCCUGUGGGCAUCCUGACAUUUCCGGGGCGGGGCAGAGACAUGGCACCACAAGGAGGUGGAAGUCGAGCUGGCCUCACAAGACAGACGGGUCCCCUGUGGCCAGCCCUCCCCUGCACAUAAGGACAGGCAAAGCAGAUCCAGUUGCAGGUGCUUUGUGGACGAAAGAGGAGCCCAGUCCUGCUGCAGCAACCACCUGUCUGUUGCAGGGCCAGUGACGCACGCCCGGGGUGGGGAGUCCCAGGUCCUCAGCCUGCUUCUCUGGCCACCUUCUGACUGGGCACAGCCACUCAGUGGAGCUGAAGCAGCUUCCCUACACGCCUCCCCUAGGAUGCUGCGGCCUGAGAGCCCCCGAGCUUUGGAGGAGGGGGCAGGCCCUGGGGCCCUGCGGGACGACUGCGUCAUCUGCUACUCGGCCUAUGACCUCUCUGGGCACCUGCCCCGCCGCCUCUACUGUGGCCACACCUUCUGCCAGGCAUGUGUGCGGCAACUGGACACCCUGGCCCACGAACAGCACUGGAUCCCCUGUCCACAGUGCCGCCAGAGCACACCCACACCCCGCGGAGGGGUGGCCAUGCUGGACCUGGACCUGGCUGCCUUCCUGGCGGUCAGGGCUGAGCGGGAACCCUUGAGGAUGCAGCCCCGCCCGCCCACCCCCUUCAAAGGCAGCGCCGCCGUCACGCGGCAGCCGGGGGCGCUGUGCCCUUCCUUGGGCCCCCAGCCUCACUUGCCCCGGCCCAGACACUGCUGCUGGGGCUGUGGCAGCCUGUGUUGGAGUCCCCAGGGCAGCCCCGAGGUCUGAGCUCUGCCCACUCCCACU
Messenger RNA from Sciurus carolinensis (gray squirrel), 1012 nucleotides. It is a transcript of the gene Rnf224, whose product is annotated as ring finger protein 224. NCBI's taxonomy places the organism in Eukaryota, Metazoa, Chordata, Mammalia, Rodentia, Sciuridae. The record is from RefSeq and is a predicted model, not a curated record. The transcript is spliced from 4 exons. The coding region runs from base 524 to 994 and encodes 156 amino acids.